Molecule: messenger RNA, 2770 nt
Organism: Gymnodraco acuticeps
Lineage: Eukaryota; Metazoa; Chordata; Actinopteri; Perciformes; Bathydraconidae
Product: extensin-like
Exons: 4
Coding region: 139-2748 (869 amino acids)
Source: RefSeq, a predicted model, not a curated record
UGGGCCAGAAUGAACCUCUCAGUUAGACAGCUAGACUAUUGGCAACCUUAACACAACCCAGGUGGAUCCAAUAACAGCUUGAUUGCUUGUCGCAGCACCUGCUUGAUGCUUAAAUAGCAGCUCUUCACAUCAGCAGUCAUGUCCAACAGGAUGAUACACACAGGAAAGAGAAAAUGCGCUGGUGGUUACCUGGCUGCAGCUGUUAUUCUGACGUGUUAUUUUGCGCAAACUAUAGACUGUUAUCGUCUGAAGAAAACAGAAAGAAGAGAAGGGCGAAAAUAUGCAGAUACAACAAAUGGGUUCCAAGAGGGGACAAUUGUUUUCGGGAGAGAAUUUGAAAAAGGAUCAGGACUUGAUUCUCAAGUCACAGACGGGACCAAGAAGUCAUCCUCAAACGCUUAUGAGGAGGAUGAAGGUGCUUAUCAAGGAGACUUUGCAGGCUGGAUGAGCCCAACACAAGUCGCCAGUCCAAAAGACUCGUCAUGGAUGAGCAUGUCUCCCUCACUGCAGUGUGGUUUGGGCCGGAUGAAGUUCAGAGUGGUGGAACCAGGAGCAUCACAAUUUGCGGUAGAACAAGGAAAUGCACCUCCAAUGCCUCUGUCCCAGGUCCCGUCUACCUGUGGCUACAGCAUGCAGAGGAACUCCCAUGCACUUGAAAUGUUGGUUCCCUAUGAUGGCUGCAACAUGGUUCAAGAGGGUGGAAGUUAUGUACUCCCGAUGCGUUGGCAAGGAAUUCCAGUCUCUCUCUGGUGUUCCAAACCUGCCUCCCCUCCUGCCUCACCUCCUGCUGCACCUCCUGCUUCCAAAACGAUUUCCCCCCAUUCCCCUGUAGCUCAGAUGCCUCAAUACCCUCAGAUGCCUCAAUACCCUCAGAUGCCUCAAAACCCUUGGAUGCCUCAAUACCCUAAGAUGCCAGAAGCAACGACCACACGGCCUACAACUGCAAAGGCGACUCAAAUUCCUAAAAUUCCUGCACUGCCUCUGAUGCCUCAAAACCCUUGGAUGCCUCAAAACCCUCAGAUGCCUUGGAUGCCUCAAAACCCUCAGAUGCCUUGGAUGCCUCAAAACCCUCAGAUGCCUUGGAUGCCUCAAAACCCUCAGAUGCCUUGGAUGCCUCAAAACCCUCAGAUGCCUUGGAUGCCUCAAAACCCUCCGAUGCCUCAAAACCCUAAGAUGCCAGAGGCAACGACCACACGCCCUACAACUGCAAAGGCGACUCAAAUUCCUUCACUGCCUCUGAAGCCUCAAACCCCUUGGAUGCCUCAAUACCCUCCGAUGCCUCAAAACCCACUGAUGCCUCAAAACCCACUGAUGCCUCAAAACCCACUGAUGCCUCAAAACCCACUGAUGCCUCAAAACCCUUGGAUGCCUCAAACCCCACUGAUGCCUCAAAACCCACUGAUGCCUCAAAACCCACUGAUGCCUCAAAACCCGCUGAUGCCUCAAAACCCACUGAUGCCUCAAAACCCACUGAUGCCUCAAAACCCUCUGAUGCCUCAAUACCCUCUGAUGCCUUGGAUGCCUCAAUACCCUCCGAUGCCUCAAUACCCUCCGAUGCCUCAAACCCCUAAGAUGCCAGAGGCAACGACCACACGGCCUACAACUGCAAAGGCGACUCAAAUUCCUAAAAUUCCUGCACUGCCUCUGAUGCCUCAAAACCCUCAGAUGCCUUGGAUGCCUCAAAACCCUCAGAUGCCUUGGAUGCCUCAAAACCCUCAGAUGCCUUGGAUGCCUCAAAACCCUCCGAUGCCUCAAAACCCUAAGAUGCCAGAGGCAACGACCACAUGCCCUACAACUGCAAAGGCGACUCAAAUUCCUUCACUGCCUCUGAAGCCUCAAAACCCUCUGAUGCCUCAAAACCCUCUGAUGCCUCAAACCCCUUGGAUGCCUCAAUACCCUCCGAUGCCUUGGAUGCCUCAAUACCCUCCGAUGCCUCAAAACCCUAAGAUGCCAGAGGCAACGACCACACGCCCUACAACUGCAAAGGCGACUCAAAUUCCUUCACUGCCUCUGAAGCCUCAAAACCCUCUGAUGCCUCAAAACCCUCUGAUGCCUCAAACCCCUUGGAUGCCUCAAUACCCUCCGAUGCCUUGGAUGCCUCAAUACCCUCCGAUGCCUCAAAACCCUAAGAUGCCAGAGGCAACGACCACACGCCCUACAACUGCAAAGGCGACUCAAAUUCCUUCACUGCCUCUGAAGCCUCAAAACCCUCUGAUGCCUCAAAACCCUCUGAUGCCUCAAACCCCUUGGAUGCCUCAAUACCCUCCGAUGCCUUGGAUGCCUCAAUACCCUCCGAUGCCUCAAAACCCUAAGAUGCCAGAGGUAACGACCAUACGGCCUACAACUGCAAAGGCGACUCAAAUUUCUUCACUGCCUCGGAUGCCUCAAAACCCUCGGAUGCCUCAAAACCCUCAGAUGCCUCAAUACGCUCAGAUGCCGUUUCCACGAUAUAUGCCGAUGUAUCCUCCCUUUCAUCCUCUUUAUCCAGCUACAAAGCCAAAACCUACUGCGACAACACCAACUACAACUAAACCAAAGGCGAAAAAUCCCUCAUCGCAGCUUCCACCAUCUAUGCCUUACUAUCAUCUUUACCCUAUGAUCCCUCCCUAUCCCCAAUAUCCAACCACUCCUACAACUGUGAAACCAGAUCACCCGCCCAUUCUGGCACCCCAUUCUCCUUUUCAUCCCCAUGUUCACUUGUCCAUACCAUUGCUGCCUCCUUUUCCUCCUCCACGCUACCUUACUUAAACAGUUCUAAUAAAAGUUUUGA